This is a messenger RNA of Acomys russatus (golden spiny mouse), 5211 nucleotides long. It is a transcript of the gene Auts2, whose product is annotated as activator of transcription and developmental regulator AUTS2. The record is from RefSeq and is a predicted model, not a curated record. Lineage: Eukaryota; Metazoa; Chordata; Mammalia; Rodentia; Muridae. The transcript is spliced from 19 exons. The coding region runs from base 612 to 4424 and encodes 1270 amino acids.
UUUCUUUCUUUUUUUUUUUUUUUUUUAAAUAAUUUUGGAGGGUCUCUAGAGAAAGCGAGAAGCAAGGCGAUUUCGGUGGUGGGGAGAGAGCAUGGCCGCGGGGAGGGCUUCCCCAGUCUCUUGAUCAAAGCAUUCCGCUGUUCUGAUUUAUUGCCUGCUUGGUGAGUUAUUUUUCCCCCUUUCCUCUGUAAAGGAGACCUGUGUGUUCAGCCAUUACUUUGCUCGGCGCUGUUCGCAGGCAUCUCCGACCCUCGGUGCAGAGGGGAGCCCCUCACUUCGCCCUCUCGCUUCCCUGUCCCUCCCUCCCCGUCUCCCCGCCCCUUCCCCCCUUUUUUUCUUUCUUUUUUUCCCCCUGCCCUCCCUUCUUGUUCUUCUUCUGGUUCUUUUUUUUUUUUUUUCCCCUCCCAGCCGCCUUCUCCCCGGCGCCCUUCCUCGCGGCUGGAGGGAAAGCCCGUACAGGAGGAGGGAGGGCUCGGUGUCAAUUUUUUCUUCGUGUGUGUGUGUGUGUGUGUGUGUGUGUGUGUGUGUGUGUGUGUGUGUGUGGCCGCGGCCCGAGCUUGUGGCGCGCGGGUAGGCGAACGGGGAAGGUCCCCGGCGCGGUUAAAAGAACCAUGGAUGGCCCGACGCGGGGACAUGGACUCCGGAAAAAGCGGAGGUCGCGAUCACAGCGAGACCGGGAGAGACGCUCCCGGGCCGGGUUAGGAACCGGUGCAGCGGGGGGUGGAGGAACCGGCCGGACUCGGGCUCCUUCGCUGGCUUCAUCGUCGGGCUCCGACAAGGAAGACAAUGGAAAGCCCCCAUCCUCCGCCCCGUCCCGGCCCAGACCCCCGCGGAGGAAGCGCAGAGAGUCCACCUCAGCCGAAGAGGACAUCAUUGAUGGAUUUGCCAUGACCAGCUUUGUUACUUUUGAAGCGCUGGAGAAAGAUGUAGCAGUAAAGCCUCAGGAACGUGUGGAGAAACGGCAGGCUCCCCUGACCAAGAAGAAACGAGAAGCCCUUACCAACGGCUUGUCUUUUCACUCGAAGAAGAGCCGGCUCAGCCACUCGCACCACUACAGCUCAGAUCGAGAAAAUGACCGCAACCUGUGCCAGCACCUUGGGAAGAGAAAGAAGAUGCCUAAGGGACUGAGACAGCUCAAGCCAGGACAGAACAGCUGCAGGGACAGUGACAGCGAAAGCGCUAGCGGAGAAUCCAAGGGUUUCCACCGGAGCAGCUCUCGCGAGAGGCUCAGUGACAGUUCAGCUCCUUCCAGCUUGGGGACAGGCUACUUCUGUGACAGCGACAGCGACCAGGAAGAGAAGGCAUCAGAUGCUAGCUCUGAGAAACUGUUCAACACUGUUCUUGUAAACAAAGAUCCAGAGUUAGGUGUCGCCACACUACCUGAACACGACAACCAAGAUGCAGGGCCAAUUGUCCCCAAGAUCUCUGGUCUAGAGAGAAGCCAGGAGAAGAGCCAGGACUGUUGCAAAGAGCCCAUCUUCGAACCCGUGGUGCUCAAAGACCCACACCCUCAGCUCCCGCAGCAGCUCCCAGCCCAGCCCCAGGCGGAGCCCCAGCUCCAAAUCCCAUCUCCAGACCCGGACUUGGUCCAGCGCACGGAGGCUCCUCCUCAGUUUCCUCCUCCAAGUACACAGCCAGCCCAAGGACCCCCAGAAGCCCAGCUGCAGCCUGCCCCGCUGCCUCAGGUGCAGCGGCCACCCCGUCCGCAGUCCCCCGGCCAUCUGCUCCAGCAGACCCUUCCACCUGUGCAGUCACACCCCGCUUCUCAGAGUCUCUCGCAGCCACUGUCGGCUUACAACAGCAGUAGCCUGAGCCUCAACAGCUUAAGCAGCAGCAGAAGCAACACCCCAGCCAAAACCCAGCCCGCCCCUCCUCACAUCUCCCACCACCCAUCCGCCUCUCCCUUCCCACUCUCUCUGCCCAACCACAGCCCCCUGCACAGCUUUACACCCACCCUCCAACCCCCUGCCCACUCACAUCACCCCAAUAUGUUUGCCCCUCCCACGGCUCUGCCUCCUCCCCCACCGCUGACAUCUGGAAGUCUGCAGGUGCCCGGGCAUCCCGCAGGGAGCACAUACUCAGAGCAAGACAUCUUGAGGCAGGAACUGAACACGCGCUUCCUGGCCUCUCAGAGCGCUGACCGAGGGGCAUCCCUGGGCCCUCCACCCUACCUGCGGACCGAGUUCCAUCAGCACCAGCAUCAGCACCAGCACACGCACCAGCACACGCAUCAGCACACCUUCACACCGUUCCCCCACGCCAUCCCACCCACUGCCAUCAUGCCGACGCCAGCACCUCCCAUGGUGCGUACCCCAGGCAGAAAUUUUGACAAAUACCCUACCAAAGUUGACCCAUUCUACCGGCAUAGUCUCUUCCACUCCUAUCCUCCUGCAGUCUCGGGUAUACCCCCCAUGAUCCCACCCACGGGCCCUUUCGGUUCACUCCAAGGAGCAUUCCAGCCGAAGACAUCCAACCCCAUCGAUGUGGCUGCACGGCCUGGGACAGUCCCCCACACUCUACUGCAGAAGGACCCAAGGUUGACAGAUCCUUUCAGACCUAUGUUAAGGAAACCAGGAAAGUGGUGCGCCAUGCACGUGCACAUCGCCUGGCAGAUUUACCACCACCAACAGAAAGUCAAGAAACAGAUGCAGUCAGACCCACACAAGCUGGACUUCGGGCUCAAACCUGAGUUCCUGAGCCGUCCUCCAGGCCCUAGUCUCUUUGGAGCCAUCCAUCACCCCCAUGAUCUGGCACGACCUUCUACUUUGUUCUCUGCCACUGGUGCUGCGCAUCCUACUGGGACCCCUUUCGGGCCACCGCCUCAUCACAGUAACUUUCUCAACCCUGCCGCUCACCUAGAGCCUUUUAACCGGCCGUCUACGUUCACGGGCCUCGCUGCAGUCGGCGGCAAUGCCUUCGGGGGACUCGGAAACCCUUCAGUUACACCCAACUCAGUGUUCGGCCACAAGGAUAGCCCCAGUGUGCAGAACUUUAGCAAUCCUCACGAGCCCUGGAACCGGCUGCACCGAACGCCUCCGUCGUUCCCGACCCCUCCGCCCUGGCUGAAGCCAGGGGAGUUGGAGCGCAGUGCGUCCGCUGCAGCCCAUGACAGAGAUAGAGAUGUAGAUAAACGAGACUCCUCCGUUAGUAAAGAUGACAAGGAAAGGGAAAGCGUUGAGAAAAGACACCCCAGCCAUCCUUCCCCAGCACCUCCCGUCCCGGUGAGCGCCCUGGGCCAUAACCGCAGCUCCACCGAUCCGACGACCAGGGGUCAUUUGAAUACUGAGGCUCGUGAGAAAGAGAAACCAAAAGACAGGGAGAGAGACCACUCGGGAUCCCGAAAGGACCUGACCACUGAAGAGCACAAAGUCAAGGAAGGCCAUCUGCCCGAGAGAGAUGGGCACAGCCACGAGGGACGUGCAGCAGGCGAAGAACCCAAGCAGCUGUCCCGGGUGCCAUCGCCCUACGUGAGGACACCAGGCGUGGAUAGCACCAGGCCUAACAGCACCUCUAGCCGGGAAGCCGAGCCACGCAAGGGGGAGCCGGCCUACGAGAACCCCAAGAAGAGCGCCGAGGUCAAGGUCAAAGAGGAGCGCAAGGAAGACCACGACCUACCCACAGAGGCCCCGCAAUCCCACAGGACCUCAGAGGCACCUCCGCCCAGCUCCUCAGCCAGUGCCAGCGUGCACCCAGGGCCUCUGGCAUCCAUGCCCAUGACCGUGGGAGUGACUGGCCUCCAUGCCAUGAACAGUAUCGGUAGUCUGGACAGGACACGCAUGAUGACCCCGUUUAUGGGCCUUAGUCCGAUCCCAGGGGGAGAGCGCUUUCCGUACCCCUCUUUUCACUGGGACCCCAUGCGGGACCCCUUAAGGGAUCCUUACCGUGACUUGGACAUGCACCGAAGGGACCCUCUGGGCAGGGACUUCCUGCUCAGGAACGACCCCCUGCACCGGCUCUCCACACCCCGGUUGUACGAAGCGGACCGCUCCUUCAGGGACAGGGAGCCUCAUGAUUACAGCCACCACCACCAUCACCACCAUCACCCACUGGCCGUGGACCCUCGGCGGGAGCACGAACGGGGUGGACACCUGGAUGACCGCGAGCGGCUGCACGUGCUUCGGGAGGACUACGAGCACCCACGGUUGCACCCUGUGCACCCCGCUUCUCUGGACGGACACCUCCCACACCCGAGCCUGCUCACACCAGGCCUUCCUAGUAUGCACUACCCUCGCAUCAGCCCUACUGCGGGCCACCAGAAUGGACUGCUCAACAAGACCCCGCCCACCGCGGCGCUCAGCGCCCCACCUCCGCUCAUCUCCACAUUAGGGGGCCGCCCGGGAUCCCCCAGGAGGACUACGCCUCUGUCGGCUGAAAUCCGAGAGAGGCCACCGUCCCACACACUGAAGGACAUCGAAGCUCGAUAAAAGCCAAGAGGACGAGGCGGACCUUGGAGUGGGGGAGAAACCCCAGGGACACCCCCCCCAAGACUCAAGAGACAACUCCUGCACCCCCAAAACUGAAAGGUGCAGAGCUCCAACUCUUCCCCUGGAAAAAAAAAAAUGGACAGAGACUCUGUUUGGAUGUUGAAAUGUUUUUGUAUAUUAAUGUUGGAAUUUUUCAGACCUUUUAGACAGGUCCUGUUUGUUCUUACAUUUCUUUACUUUUUUGUUGUUGUUGUUCCUUGCAUAAAACUUUGAUUUGAACCAAAACGGUGAAGGUAAUGACACACAAGGAUCUGAUGAUAACGGGGGCCGGGGGGGAGGGGGGGAGCAUCUAUCCAUCACCCAGAGCUGUCUCAGAGGAGGAGGCAUGUACAUAGAGUGUAAAAAGAAAUUGCUUCAUGAGCUGACGGUUCAUAUAUGCAAAAGAUAAAGACGAAAGCUUUACUUGUACAGAUGUAAAUAGGUAAAGAUUAAGUAACAUAAUACAUUAAUACUUCUUCAAAUGUGCUAUUUACAAGUCUAACUUCAGCGAACUCGGCCCUCGGAGGAGGAGGAGGCCGGGUUCCCAUCAGCUAAAAACCCUUCAACUAUGCAAUGAAUACGAGGGCUUUUCCCGAAAGCCCAUCUAACUCAAAGGAGCCUUUUCAAAUUCAUUUACAACAUACUUAAGGUCAUAUUUUCCCUGAACAAGUGCUUGCCUGAGACUUUAUACAACUGUUUUCCUUUUGGUUUGGUUUUUUGUUUUUCACAUGGAGAAACACUUUCUUUC